AUGAGUGCCCUAGUACAAGAGAAUAUUGCGGUUAGCCAUAUGGAGAAUUUAAAGGUGUUCAAUGAUGUUCAGAGCUCCAUCUACAGAACAGCCCUAAAACUACGCUCAGUACAAAGUCUGUGCCAAUUGGAUUUGCUUGAUGUUUCUCUGGUUCAGCACUUCCUAUCAAGUGAAUUAAGCCAGAGGGGAAAGCAGAUUGCUCUGAAAGUACAGCAGAUCUCCGGAAUGCAAAAAAUGUUCCAGAGGGUAAGAUUAGAAAAACCAGAUCAGGCACAUCCAAGAGCUGCUGAAUUCACAUUGAGCCUGCUAGCCCCCAUGUAUGACAGAUCUGGAACGGGUUAUAUCAAAAUUAGAUCUGCUGCAGCUGCCCUAAUUGUCUUUUCAGGUGACACUCUACAGACAAAAAUGCUUAAGGAACUAAGUUCGACAGAUAGAGCUUUCUUCCAGCUUUAUGCUGUCCUUGAUGGCAAGGAAGCCUUGAUUACCCGUAGUGCCCUGAGAAGCCUACUAACAGGUAGCCUACUAAAUCAGAUCCCAGGUGUUGUGGGAGAAAGCCUCACUCUGUCUUGUGUGGAAAUUGCGAUUCACAGCUCCUUCCAUGGGGUUCUAAAUUCAGCAAUUGUUGAAGAAAAAUUCUUGCCGUGGCUGAGACUGGAGCCUGCUGUUCUCCUGUGGCUCCCUACAUGUCACAGAUUAUCAGCCACAGAAAUGGUUUCUCACCAAGCUAGAUGUAGAGUCUGCAAAGUUUUCCCCAUUACAGGCCUCAGGUAUCGCUGUCUGAAGUGCCUCAAUUUUGACCUUUGCCAAGUCUGCUUUUUCACUGGCCGUCUCAGCAAGCCACAUAAGAGGUCACGUCCUGUUGUGGAACACUGUGUGCAGAUGUCAGCAAAGGAGAAUGCAAAGCACUUUCUCCGCACCACCAGGAACAACCUGUUUCGAGAGUGCUGCAGAAGAAAGGAGGCUCUAAGAAGGAUGACUCUGAAGAUAGUAGAGGAGAGGCACUUUCCUGCUCCCAAAAAGACUUUACUCAUCAUUUCUCUGCUGGUAUACAAUAUCCCUCCAGAACUCAGUGCUUCACCGCUACCUGGCCCUGAAAACUUGUCUUUCCUAGUAGACAGACCUGUCCUAAAGUUAUCCAAAUUCCUAUCUGAAAACAAUAACAGCAUGACACCAGAGCAAGACAAAACAAAAGCUCAGGUAAUAGCCGCUUCUGAAGCUGAUAUCUUAAAAAGUCACGUCAAAAGCAUUCACAAUGAAAGCCACCCCCGAAAACAGUGGAACUACAGCAAAGUGUUGAAUUUGAUCUCGAAUCUACUCUCCUUAAUUCCUUCAACAAUGUUGCAGUCAUCACAGCAUCCUUUUCCACAGUGUCAGAAUAUGAUGCCCAGAAAUCCACAUGUCCUGCUGGAAAAGAGGAUGCAAGGUGGGUUAAAUCCUGCCCAAAUAAGGCCUGCUUCCAAAGAUUUCCAGAGUGCACAUGCUCUGAAAAUUCCCAACUCUGCUUACAAACACCUGAGGUUCCCACUGCAGUGGAAGUUUGUGUUCUCAGAAGACACAUUGGGUUCAAUGUCCCUGCAGAGCGACAGAUCUUUUGUGGGACAAAAAAAACCAAAAGAGAAUGAAAUGUAUCUACCUGAAUUGGCAGAAAGGUCCCUCAGUGGCUUCAUGAGGAAUCCAGUUCCUACUCCUACUGCAGUGCAGCUACUACCUGAUGAGAAGGAUGUCAGUGAGAAAGUAGAACUGCUGCUUCUAACAAAACUCAAGGAUGCAUUGUCUCUCCAAGCCCAACCGGGUAUAAAUAUCCAAUCUGUUUUGCAGCAGGAGUUCUCUAGAGCGGAACAUGUUUGCAGAUUCUUUUCUGACCUCAUCAACCAAGUAACUUCACCAGCUUGCAAAUGA
Messenger RNA from Indicator indicator, 1899 nucleotides. RefSeq names its product dystrotelin (gene DYTN). Gene Ontology annotation, cellular component: plasma membrane. Lineage: Eukaryota; Metazoa; Chordata; Aves; Piciformes; Indicatoridae. Gene Ontology annotation, molecular function: zinc ion binding. The record is from RefSeq and is a predicted model, not a curated record. Gene Ontology annotation, biological process: synaptic signaling.